CGGCUCACCGUUUCAGUUACUCUCGAAUGGCUGAUGAUACAGAACAGACGAUGCGGCGUUUGGAAAUGAAUGAUUUGAUGCUGCACAAUGUCGUUGUAAAAAGGAGAGAGCUUCGUCACGCUCACUGAAGAUUUUAAGCUCCAGAGUCCACAGCCAUGCCCAAAGCGGAACAGGUCAACUUGCAACGCACCUUGGCGUUGGUCAGUUUCUUCUACUUCACUUACUCUGCUGGCAGUGCAUGCCUCUUCCCAUUCUUGACCCUGUACCUCCGGCAGCUGGGGCUGAGCGCCACUCAGGCUGGUGUCGUCAUGGGCCUGAAGGUCUUUGUGGCUCUGUGGGCAGCGCCGCUCUGGAGCAGUUGUGCUGUGCAGCAUGGCAGACGACGCGUUAUCUUGAUGAUUGCCAUUUUCAUGACGAUUGCUGCCAACCUCAGCCUGACACUCUUGCCGCCAGCCGACCACAACCUGUAUUUUGCCUUUUGUGACCAGGCAAAUAAGUCCAUCGUAGGUAACCAAGAACUGUCAAACAAGUCUGCCGUUGACAACGGUGGUAAUUAUGAAAGUGCAACGACCUUUCUGCAGACUUCCCAGACUCAGAGUAGUGCACUGGUCCAGACCACACCCUCGAGAAUCCACCCACAUCUCACAUCAGCACCAGUCAACUCCAUCCAUGCCCCAUUCAUGCAUCUUCCAGUAACUGAAGUAUACCAAAGCGUGAUCACUAAGACAACAAGACACCAAUCUCCUGUGCUGGACAAACAACCUGUGAAUUUCCAACCUACAAAAGGACAACCAAACUCCAUCCACUCACUGCACACUGCCCCGUCUCCCAACUUGGAUGCACAGUCUCCAAGACCAGGUGUGCAUAAACAACACACAACUCCCCGGCCCGGCCACCUUUUGCCAAUCUCAAACUCCCAAGAUGAUGAAGCACCCACAAAGGUAUAUUGGUCUGGUGAUUUGGAAGAAAACAAACAGGACUUCCCCAAAGAUCCGUACCAUGACUAUGAUUCCUUGUCAAAAUCUGAGUGGAUUGACAGUACACAUUUUUCAUAUAUUUGGAAACCACAAGAAAAAAACAUCAACAAACCAAACCAAGUAACCAAAACACCGGAUCAGAGACCGACAACAACUAAUAAUAUGAGAAAGAUAGGUGGCCUGAAAUGGAGUUACGUCCAAGAAAAGAGACUUCCAAAUAAGGGGAGCAGUUAUAGUUCCAAUACGCGACAAAGGACUUCCACAUCAACAUCCAACUUUGAAAACCAGAGGGAUCACUAUGCAAACUUUGUUAAACGUUCCUUGUCAGAUGAUCAGCAUCAAAUCUCUGACAACGAUCAGUUACCAAGAUCCUUGGGGUCAGCACAAAAGACCCUCAUUAAAACCGUUGGUCACUUCUUGGAGUAUGAGAAUAUCAUUUUCAUCAUCACUCUUCUUAUCAUGGUCAUCGGGGAGAGUCUGGCCUGCCCUGUAGACAAAAUCUGUGACAGCUCUUUGCACGAGACUCUGGAUUCGGUUGAUGAACUCGACAAGUACAGAAGGCAUCAUGUGCCCAGCAUCAUUAGCUAUGGCCUAUUUGCUCUCAUCAUCACAGUUAUCGUCGACAGCAUGGACUGUCAACUUUUCUUGCAGACAAGCAACUUUGUGAUCCACUUCUACCUGUUUGCUGGUCUUCUCAGCGUCACCUUCCUGCUAGCCUUCUUUUAUCCCAUCCCCGCCCCUCAGAAGGCAACCCGCAAGCCCCGAUUCUGUAAGGGGCUCAAGCUGCUUGUGAGCGAUCCCCACAAUGUCGUGGUCACCCUGACGAUGAUCGUCACUGGAGCGCUGGUAUCCAACAUCCACAACUUCCUCUUCUGGCGCAUCCAAGACCUGGGUGGGUCUGAAGUGGUCAUGGGGGUUUCAGUGCUCGUUGCAGUUGGCUCGCACAUUCCAGCACUGUUCCUGACUGGCUGGCUGAACAGGAAGAUCAGUCAACUUGGCACCAUAGUACUAGCUGUGCUGUCCCUGGCUGUUCGCCUUCUCUACUUUACGUUCCUGUGGACGCCCUGGGCAGUUGUCCCCAUCGAGGUCCUGUGCGCAUUCAGCCAGCAGGCACUGUGGGAGACGGUGACUUCCUAUGGGGAGCAGAUAUCCCCCCCAGCCAUGGACAGGUCCGUCAAGUCCAUACUGAACUCCCUGUACCAUGGACUUGGGUUCGCAGUCGGCAGCAUCUUGGGUGGAAUCAUCUUCGACCAGGCUGGUCUGCAAGUGCUGUACGGUGUGUCGGCCGGCGUGGCCUUGGUGUGGGGUAUCGUGGUUGCCUUGGUGGGGCGGUUUGUCCCUAAGAAGAGGAGAUUGCACUAUUCAUCACUGUUGCAUCGCGAGGAAGAUGACGGCGAGGAGGGAUACCUGAGUGAUGACGAUUCUGAUGAAGUGUAUGGUAAUGAUUGGCUUGUAAAAGCUUUGAAGGAUGAUUUUUAGUCUACAUGUAAUUCAGGGAGCACCACAGUACUAAAUUUUCUAAAAGAGAUUUUGCCGUGAACCUUUGUGGUGACAAAGUUGCUUCAAUUUUCAUGCAUUCCUUGGUAAACAAUGACAAAAAAUUUCCAGUGCAUAUAUUGGUGGUUGUAAAGUCCACACAAUGCAACAUGUCACUUUCGCGACGUGUUGGGUAAAGUUUUGUAAAAUCAGCUGCUGACAUGCCAAAUUUUGAAACUUGCAGUUGAAUCCUUUGGUAAUGUUGCCAUUUUUACUCUGAAAUUCAUGUACAUGCAUAUGUGCAAAGAAGAGUCGUUAAUUUCUCCAAUAAGCCUUUUGCGAGUUAACUCUGACCCAAAUCCGGCACACUGAGUUCUUUAAAUUCCCGUGAA
Messenger RNA from Acanthaster planci (crown-of-thorns starfish), 2845 nucleotides. Its product is annotated as major facilitator superfamily domain-containing protein 6-like protein B. Gene Ontology annotation, cellular component: membrane. The record is from RefSeq and is a predicted model, not a curated record. Lineage: Eukaryota; Metazoa; Echinodermata; Asteroidea; Valvatida; Acanthasteridae.